AUGCCUAAGAUUAAAAAGGUCGCGAUAGCUGGAGCAUCAGGCGCUCUUGGGCCGCACGUCUUCAAAGCACUUGCUGAUGCAGGGUUCGAAGUCACUGUCCUCACGCGUUCCAAGAAACCAGGGGCGUAUGACUUGGCUAUUGAAGUUCUCGAAGUAGAUUUCACUUCCAUGGAUUCUUUGACCUCUGCACUCAAAGACAUUGACGCUGUUGUGUCCACUGUGGGCGGUACAGCCGUCGACGGUCAAACCGUCCUCAUUGACGCCGCUGUCGCCGCAGGCGUGAAGCGUUUCAUUCCUUCCGACUUUGGAAGUGUCAGUACCAACCCUAAGCUCGACAAGCUUCCAUUAUAUAGCUCUAUGGCAAAUAUUCGAGAGCACCUUCAGAAAAAAGCCGCGGUUGGGGAGCUUAGUUGGACAGUUCUGGCGUGCGGGGCCUUCUUGGAAUUCGUGUUAAACAUGCCUACAGUAAUCGACUUUAAAAACCACACCGCUACUAUCCUGGACGAUGGGGAUAACAGGGUCACCUCGACUUCUAUGCCACUAGUCGGGACGGCUAUUGCUGCGAUCUUGAAAAAUUUCGAAGCCACGAAAAACCAAAUUUUGCAUAUAUCUGAGGUCAUAUGGACUCAAAAUCAGUUGUUGGGAUUUGCAAAAGAGCUACAGCCUGGAAUCAAAUGGGAGACUAAUAAGACACAGACGAGUGUACUUUUGAAGGAGAGUCUGGAGCAAAUUGGCGCGGGGGAUUUGAGUAUGCCGGUUAUCUUGAAGCUGUUGAAAGCUACAGCCUUAGCCGGUGAUACUUAUGGCGGCGCAUAUGACGUGACGGAUAACGAGCUUCUUGGUAUCAAGGAAUUAACCGCGGACGGCCUGAAAACACUUGUUGCUAGCCACCUCGCAUAG
Molecule: messenger RNA, 900 nt
Organism: Talaromyces rugulosus
Lineage: Eukaryota; Fungi; Ascomycota; Eurotiomycetes; Eurotiales; Trichocomaceae
Exons: 2
Coding region: 1-900 (299 amino acids)
Molecular function (GO): oxidoreductase activity
Source: RefSeq, a predicted model, not a curated record